GCCGCGCGGAACUCGCCGGGUACGUCGGGCGCCAGUUCCCUGCGCUCCUCCCGGGACUGCCUGGGGACCCGGGCCCUGUUGGGCGCAGCGGUGAGCAGAGCCGCGGGCAGGAGGCGCGCGCUCUGGGCAGCGCCGGGCCUUGGGCAUGGACAGAGGGAGCUCAGAGCGCAGGGGGCGCGGCGGGUCCGGGCGGCCGGAGCGCUGAGCCAGACAAAGGCUCAGGAGUUGCGCUUGCUCUCGGGAGCCGGGCGCUGGGCGCCGACGCUGCGGGACCCUGCGGCCCGCGGCUCCGGCCCGGCCCCCUCCCGCGGGCCGGCUCCGCGCGCCGGGACCUGCCCCUGCCCGCUUCUCCUCGCGCUUGGGAAUUUGCCGAGGGGACCUGAGCGGCUCCAGCAAGGACCUAGAGCCAGAGGUCCGCCGCGCGCCCGCCGGGCCGGAGCCAGGGAGCGUCGCAAGUUUUCUAGCCGCGCACGGGGACCCGGCACCCGCGAGCAAAGGAGCCCGGCGUGCAGCGCUCCAGACCAGACUAGGCGCCGAGAGCAUGGGCAGCGACSGGAGCGCGUCCGGACGGCCGAGCGGCGCGGGCAGCCUCCUCGGCGGUCGGGAGGCAGCUGCACGGCCCCGGCUGCUGCUGCUGCUACUGGUGCUUCUGRGCUGCCUGGGCCGCGGCGCAGCCGCCGAGGACGCAGAAAUCCACGCAGAGAACUGGCUGCGGCUCUAUGGUUACCUGCCCCAGCCUAGCCGCCACAUGUCCACCAUGCGCUCCGCCCAGAUCCUGGCCUCGGCCCUUGCGGAGAUGCAGCGCUUCUACGGGAUCCCUGUGACGGGUGUGCUGGACGAAGAGACCAAGGCGUGGAUGAAGCGGCCCCGUUGUGGGGUGCCAGACCAGUUUGGGGUGCGAGUGAAAGCCAACCUGCGGCGGCGGAAGCGCUACGCCCUCACCGGGAGGAAAUGGARCAACCACCACCUGACCUUCAGCAUCCAGAACUACACCGAGAAGCUGGGCUGGCACCACUCGCUGGAGGCCGUGCGCAGGGCUUUCCGUGUGUGGGAGCAGGCCACACCCUUGACCUUCCAAGAGGUGCCCUAUGAGGACAUCCGGCUGCGGCGGCAGAAGGAAGCCGACAUCAUGGUACUCUUUGCCUCUGGCUUCCACGGUGACAGCUCGCCAUUUGAUGGCAUGGGCGGCUUUCUGGCCCACGCCUAUUUCCCUGGCCCUGGCCUGGGUGGGGACACCCAUUUCGACGCAGAUGAGCCCUGGACCUUCUCCAGCACUGACCUGCAUGGGAACAACCUCUUCCUGGUGGCCGUGCAUGAGCUGGGCCACGCGYUGGGCCUGGAGCACUCAAGUAACCCCAAUGCCAUCAUGGCCCCCUUCUACCAGUGGAUGGACACAGACCACUUCCAGCUGCCCGAGGAUGACCUCCGGGGCAUCCAGCAGCUCUAUGGCACCCCAGAUGGCCAGCCACAGCCCACCCGGCUUCUCCCUACCGUGACACCCCGGCGACCAGACCACCGACCUCCUCGGCCCCCCCAGCCACCUCCCCCAGGCGGGAAGCCAGAGAGGCCCCCAAAGCCGGGCCCCCCUGCCCAGCCCCGAGCCACAGAGCGGCCUGACCAGUACGGCCCCAACAUCUGCGACGGGGACUUUGACACAGUGGCCAUGCUUCGUGGGGAGAUGUUCGUGUUCAAGGGCCGCUGGUUCUGGCGAGUCCGGCACAACCGUGUCCUGGACAACUACCCCAUGCCCAUUGGCCACUUCUGGCGUGGUCUGCCCAGCGACAUCAGUGCUGCGUACGAGCGCCAGGAUGGCCGUUUUGUCUUUUUCAAAGGUGACCGCUACUGGCUCUUCCGAGAGGCGAACCUAGAGCCUGGCUACCCACAGCCGCUGACCAGCUAUGGCCUGGGCAUCCCCUAUGACCGCAUCGACACGGCCAUCUGGUGGGAGCCCACGGGCCACACCUUCUUCUUCCAGGAGGACAGGUACUGGCGCUUCAACGAGGAGACUCAGCACGGAGACCCCGGCUACCCCAAGCCCAUCAGCGUCUGGCAGGGGAUCCCCGCUUCCCCCAAAGGGGCCUUCCUGAGCAACGAUGCAGCCUACACCUACUUCUACAAGGGCACCAAGUACUGGAAGUUCGACAACGAGCGCCUGCGGAUGGAGCCCGGCUACCCCAAGUCCAUCCUGAGGGACUUCAUGGGCUGCCAGGAGCAGGUGGAGCCCGGACCGCGCUGGCCUGAUGUGGCCCGUCCACCCUUCAACCCUGAUGGGGGUGCGGAGCCCGGGGUGGACGGGGACAGUGCAGAGGGUGGCGCGGGGSAUGGGGCGGGGACAGAUAAGGACGAGGACGGGGGCAGCCGCGUGGUGGUGCAGAUGGAGGAGGUGGCGCGGACGGUGAACGUGGUCAUGGUGCUGGUGCCGCUGCUGCUGCUGCUCUGCGUCCUGGGCCUGGCCUACGCCCUGGUGCAGAUGCAGCGCAAGGGUGCGCCCCGCGUGCUGCUCUACUGCAAGCGCUCCCUGCAGGAGUGGGUGUGACCGCCCUCCCUGCCCGGUGCUGGGGGGCCGGGUGGCACUGUGGUCCCCAGGCGGCUCCCUGGGGCACCCCAGCAAGCAACAACCGUGGGGUCCCUCCAUCUGCACWCCUGUCCUGUCUGUCCUUUAUGUAUGCCUAGGGAUGUUUUUUUAAUUGGCACCUUAACUGAGCAUUCGUUCCCUUCCUGACCAGAGCAGAGGGCUUAGCAUUUUCUAAAUGUUCUUCUGCGCCAGUCAGGGGAGCCAGCCCUCAUCCAUCUGUGGCUUGGCCACAGUCAGAGGAGCAAGGGACAGAGACCCACCUCUGGGAGGUGGCGUAAGGGUGGUGGAACUUGUUCCAACCCUGGCCCUACCCAGGGGCCCUGUUUGUCUUGAAGGGACCUAGCUGGGUCCCCACCUUCCUGAGUCUCUGCCUGAGGAUGAGCUUUUCACCCUGGGGCAGCCCCCAGCCAGGAGCAGUCCACUGGCCUCUGAGUCACAUCUCACCUCCUCCCCAGCCCCCACACAGACAGCCCCGGCAGCCUGCUCCCCAUCCCCUGGUCAGCUGGCAGCUCCCACAUCCCCUCGGGCCGCACCUCCUUCCCUCUUGGGAAGGGGCCCUGGGCCUGCCUCACCAAGGACCAAAGGGAGUCUGCCAAGGGCCUCCCCCAGCACCACCACUGACCUCGCCCCAGCCUGGACGUCCGUCUCUCAGCCGUGACCCAUCUGCUCCCUCCCUGGGCCCCCCACCCUCUCCCUCUCCCUCUCACACCACAUCCUCAGGGGCCUGCGCCAGUUUCAGGCUUCUGCUGCCAGUGUCCCCAACCCUGGCAGUGAGAGGGGAUUGGCCAGUGCCUAGGCUGGGACAGUGAGUACCAGACAGGUGCCCGCAGGAGUGGGGUGCCCGCAGUGCUACAAGUCAGGCUUCGGGGUUCCCUUGACUCCAGCUCCCUCUCCCCAGGGGACACAGGCCAGCAGCUUUUCCCCCACGAGAGCCCCCGGUGGCCGGGCAGUUCUCCUGGGCUCGGCCUGGGGGUGGACGGGUGUUCCUCUACUCUUUUCCUUCCCAAAGUCAGCAGGAGGCUGAAGCUGCUGUGGGAAAUGGUACUGUACAGCCGGCUCCGUCCCCUCUGCUCCCCCCAGGAUCCCUGAGGGCACUGGGGGCGGGGAGGGGGCGUUCUGCCAGCCUCUCUUGACCUGGUGCUGAGUGCGAGUCCAAGAGCUGCCCCCAGUCACGAUGACCUCUGCAGAACCGGAGAGCCAGCGAGGGGUGGGCGUGGAGGGCUGGGUGUCCACCCCCUCUGUAUAUUUCUGCAAAUAAUCUGCACUGAUUAAAUAUA
Molecule: messenger RNA, 3852 nt
Organism: Urocitellus parryii (Arctic ground squirrel)
Lineage: Eukaryota; Metazoa; Chordata; Mammalia; Rodentia; Sciuridae
Gene: Mmp15
Product: matrix metallopeptidase 15
Biological process (GO): collagen catabolic process; extracellular matrix organization; proteolysis
Cellular component (GO): extracellular matrix
Molecular function (GO): metalloendopeptidase activity; zinc ion binding
Source: RefSeq, a predicted model, not a curated record